AUGUCAGCCCAGAACCAGACUAUUGACCAAGUUCUUGACGCGAUCCCACUUCGUUACCGGGGACCCGGUGGUGCGGCAGUAGUCGUCAAGAAUGGCGAGGUCAUCCGCCAACGAGUCUGGGGAUAUGCCGAUCAAUCUCGUCGCAUCCCCGUCGAUCCCUCCACACAAUUCCCGAUAUGCUCCAUCACCAAGCAAUUCGUAUGUGGGUUGAUGAUGGAUCUUCACCGAGAUCCCACCUCCGCGAUGGCUGCCAAGGGCGACGUGCGGAGUCAGUUCGUGGAGAAGCUCCAUGAGUUGCUCCCCAUGGCUCGAGAGAAGGGGUUGACGCUCCAGAAUCUGUGUGAUAUGCAGUCCGGUAUUCGUGAUUACUGGGCCAUGACCACUCUCUGGGGUGCGAAACCAGAUGACGAGUUUUUGAUCGAUCGAGAUUGUCCUCCGAUGCUGGACAGGACCAUGUCGCUUCACUUCGAGCCAGGGACGGAGUAUUCAUAUUCCAAUGUGAAUUUCUAUCUACUGGGACGAAUCAUCGAGCGUGUCACUGGGGAACCACUUGGGAAGCUUCUCGAAGAGAGAAUCCUGAAGCCGGCGGGGAUGACAACUGCACUGCUCUGUCCGAAUACCGCGCACCACCCACCUCCCUGCGUCGGUUACGAAGGGGACGAAAACCACGGAUUCACCGAGGCUAUCAAUCGGAUGGAAUGGUCGGGCGAUGCUGGACUGGUCGCUUCACUCAAUGAUAUGAUCGCCUAUGAGAAGUACCUCGACCGACUAUAUGCUGACCCGCAGAGCUGGUACUAUACUGCGACCAGGCCACAAACUUUUACUGAUGGUGCGACGGCGAGAUAUCACUACGGUUUGGGCCAUGUGGAUGUCAAUGGUAUCGACUCAAUCGGUCACGGUGGAGCGCUGAGGGGAUAUCGAUUGCAUCGAAGACAUGUGCCUGAGGAGCAUCUGUCUGUAGUGGUUCUAUUCAACCACGAAGCCGAUGCAUCAGCGGCGGUUAACGAUAUCAUUCAAGGCGUAUUGAAUCGACCUACCCCCGAGACCGCGCCAGUAGAGCCUGCCGCCGAAUGGUAUGGUGUUUUCCUCGACCAGGCCACUCAGCUAGCCAUCACUAUCGCCAAUAGCGCGCGAGCAGGAGAAGUCUUAAUUACAUACGGUGCUCACUUGGAGUCUACACCGCUCAAGUUGACUGAUGCAAAGAAUGGUAAAGCACGCUCAAUGACCGGGUCUAUCGAUGGUGAUAUCCUACGCAUCCAUCGCGUAUCGGAGAACAGAAAGCUCGAAGCUCGGCGCCUGACUCCACGUGAGACCAGUCUCAAGGAAUCAGCGUUGCCGGGCGAAUACUACUGUGCUGAAGUGGACUCCACUUUCCACUGCACUGGAGGAGCAGGGUUGUUGUAUGGAUGCUUUGACGGAUAUCUCGGGCAAGGUAUCGUGACCCCCAUGCGUUAUCUGGGUGAUGAUGUCUGGGCUUUGAGUUGCCCGCGUGGAUUGGAUGCGCCGGCACCCGGAGACUGGACGGUGGUUAUCCACCGCGAUGAGAGUGGCUCAGUUGUAGGCUUUAAGAUUGGUUGUUGGCUAGCCAGGGGUCUGGAUUUUGUCAAGAAGCAGUAG
This is a messenger RNA of Penicillium subrubescens, 1617 nucleotides long. RefSeq names its product D-aminopeptidase. The transcript has a single exon. Gene Ontology annotation, molecular function: aminopeptidase activity. Lineage: Eukaryota; Fungi; Ascomycota; Eurotiomycetes; Eurotiales; Aspergillaceae. The coding region runs from base 1 to 1617 and encodes 538 amino acids. The record is from RefSeq and is a predicted model, not a curated record.